Chionomys nivalis (European snow vole) is the source of this 2387-nucleotide messenger RNA. It is a transcript of the gene Plppr3, whose product is annotated as phospholipid phosphatase related 3. The transcript is spliced from 7 exons. Gene Ontology annotation, molecular function: phosphatidate phosphatase activity. The coding region runs from base 180 to 2387 and encodes 735 amino acids. The record is from RefSeq and is a predicted model, not a curated record. Lineage: Eukaryota; Metazoa; Chordata; Mammalia; Rodentia; Cricetidae. Gene Ontology annotation, biological process: phospholipid dephosphorylation; phospholipid metabolic process; signal transduction.
GGCGGGGCCCGAGCGGCUGCAGAGUCCACAGACAAAGAGCCCGCGCCCCGCGCACCGCUCCCGGCCUCGCGUCCCUCCCACGCGGGGGUCCGGGCUUUGUGUUCGCGCUCUGCGGCGGACUCCGCCCUCCCAGCGCGCCUUUGUCCCCUGCAACCUCGGCCUACAGCGUCCGCGUCACCAUGAUUGCUAUGAAGGAGAAGAAUAAAACGCCGAAGGACAGCAUGACGCUCUUGCCUUGCUUUUAUUUCGUAGAGCUGCCUAUCGUGGCUUCCUCCAUUGUGUCCUUGUACUUCCUGGAGCUGACUGACCUGUUCAAGCCGGCCAAGGUGGGCUUCCAGUGCUACGACCGCUCACUGUCCAUGCCCUAUGUGGAGACCAACGAGGAGCUGAUUCCACUGCUCAUGCUGCUGAGUCUGGCCUUUGCGGCACCCGCGGCAUCUAUCAUGGUUGGCGAAGGCCUGGUUUACUGCCUGCAGUCCCGGCUGUGGGGCCGUGGCCCAGGGGGCACCGAGGGCAGCAUCAAUGCAGGUGGCUGCAAUUUCAACUCCUUCCUCAGGCGGACAGUGCGCUUUGUAGGUGUGCACGUGUUUGGCCUGUGUGCCACGGCUCUGGUGACGGAUGUCAUCCAGCUGGCCACCGGCUACCACACGCCUUUCUUCCUAACCGUCUGCAAACCCAAUUACACUCUGCUGGGCACGUCCUGUGAGGCGAACCCUUACAUCACUCAGGACAUCUGCUCUGGCCACGACACUCAUGCCAUCCUGUCGGCACGGAAAACCUUCCCGUCUCAGCACGCCACUCUGUCGGCCUUUGCUGCUGUCUACGUGUCGGUGAGUGAUGAGCCCAGUGCUGUGCCCUCUGUGGGCAGUAGGCACAACCUGACCUCCCUAUGUAUCGGCCAGAUGUACUUCAAUUCGGUCAUCUCAGACACCACCAAGCUGCUGAAGCCCAUUCUUGUGUUUGCCUUUGCCAUCGCUGCUGGCGUCUGUGGCCUCACCCAGAUCACCCAGUACCGCAGCCACCCUGUGGAUGUCUAUGCUGGCUUUCUCAUUGGUGCCGGCAUCGCUGCCUACCUGGCCUGCCAUGCAGUGGGCAACUUCCAGGCACCACCUGCAGAGAAGGUGCCUCUGCCAGCUCCUGCCAAGGAUGCCUUGCGAGCGCUGACACAGCGGGGUCAUGAGUCCAUGUACCAGCAGAAUAAGUCUGUCAGCACCGACGAGCUGGGCCCUCCGGGAAGGCUAGAGGGUGUGCCACGGCCUGUGGCCCGAGAGAAGACAUCUCUUGGCAGCCUAAAGCGGGCCAGUGUGGAUGUGGACCUGCUGGCCCCACGCAGCCCCAUGGGCAAGGAGGGCAUGGUCACCUUCAGCAACACACUGCCCCGCGUCAGCACGCCUUCACUGGAUGACCCUGCGCGGCGGCACAUGACCAUCCACGUGCCCCUCGAUGCCUCCCGCUCCAAGCAGCUCAUCAGUGAGUGGAAGCAGAAGUCCCUGGAGGGCCGUGGCCUGGGACUACCCGAUGAGGGCAGCCCCGUGCACCUGCGGGCCCCAGCGGAGCCCAUGGCGGAGGAGGAGGAAGAGGAGGAGGAAGAGGAGGAGGAAGAGGAGGAGGAAGGGCCCGUGCCACCCUCACUCUACCCCACUGUCCAGGCUCGUCCAGGGCUUGGGCCCAGAGUCAUUCUUCCUCCAAGGCCAGGGCCCCAACCCCUUGUGCACAUCCCUGAAGAAGGAGUGCAGGCUGGAGCUGGCCUGUCGCCCAAGAGCAGCCCAUCAGUGCGGGCUAAAUGGCUGUCAAUGGCUGAGAAGGGCGGGGCCCCAGUGGCUGUGGCUCCAUCACAGCCACGGGUGGUCAACCCGCCUAGGCUUCUGCAGGUCAUUGCCAUGUCCAAGGCAGCAGGGGGCCCCAAGGCUGAGACGGCCUCGUCCUCCAGCGCCAGCUCCGACUCCUCACAAUACCGGUCCCCAUCAGACCGGGACUCGGCCAGCAUUGUCACAAUCGAUGCACACGCGCCCCACCACCCCGUGGUGCACCUGUCUGCGGGGAGCACACCCUGGGAAUGGAAGGCCAAAGUUGUAGAGGGAGAUGGCUCCUACGAGCUGGGGGACCUGGCACGCGGCUUUCGAAGUAGCUGCAAACAGCCGGGCAUGGGCUCGGGGUCUCCAGUUAGUGACCUGGACCAGGAGGAGGCCCGAUUUGGGGCGGUUGCCACUGUUAACCUCGCCACUGGGGAGGGUCUGCCCCCUCAAGGCUCAACCGAUGGCACCCUAGGUGCAAGCAGCCGUGAAUCCACCAUGAGGCGCCAGGUGGGUGGCUUGGGGGACCGGGAAAUGGAAGCUGAGGCACAAAGUUACUAUAGGAGGAUGCAGGCCCGCAGGGGCCAGGACUAA